AUGCAGGCGCACCGGUUCGUCGUUACCGCCUUCCUGACGGGCUCACGAAUCCUCGGCCGAUCCUUCAUGGCGGCCUACAAGCAGGCCCAAGCCGCGUCGCAGUACCAGCGUGCGCAGGCCAAAGCCGGCGGCGCCGCGUCAGGCCGAGCCUCCCUGGCGUCCGGCAUGACACUGGACGAGGCCUGCAAAAUCCUCAACGUCAAGCCCCCGGCCGGCGGGCAGGCAAACGUCGAGGAAGUCCUGGAGCGAUACAAGCGGCUGUUCGACGCCAACGACCCCCAAAAGGGAGGCAGCUUUUACCUGCAGAGCAAGAUUGUCCGGGCCAAGGAGCGGUUCGAGCGGGAACUGGGCCCUAUACGGGAAAAGGCGGAGCAAGAGGCCGAAGUAAAGGAGGGAUGGAAGCCAAAGGUCUACAAGGACAAAUAA
Messenger RNA from Metarhizium acridum CQMa 102, 426 nucleotides. Its product is annotated as mitochondrial import inner membrane translocase subunit TIM16. The record is from RefSeq and is a predicted model, not a curated record. NCBI's taxonomy places the organism in Eukaryota, Fungi, Ascomycota, Sordariomycetes, Hypocreales, Clavicipitaceae. Gene Ontology annotation, biological process: protein import into mitochondrial matrix. Gene Ontology annotation, cellular component: TIM23 mitochondrial import inner membrane translocase complex.